CCGUCCUGGGCAACGGCUCGAGCGUCGUGAUGUUCUGGCGGAGGCUGCGUCAUCUCACGCCGGCCGAGAUGCUGCUCCUCAACAUGGCCGUCAUCCACUUAUUUCUGGCCGUCGCCUCGUACCCUGCGGCCAUGGCGGCUUCCUUCUCCCACCGCUGGCUCUUCGGCGAUCUGGGCUGUGCGAUGUACGGGUUUACAUGUUAUUUUGUUGGUAUAGCAACGAUCACCUCCCUCUUGGCACUGGCCGUCGUGCGCUAUAUGAAGACCUGCAUGCACCCGUACGGUCGAUCUCUGAGUGCGGAUCACAUCAAAAUUAUUCUUAUCGGCAUCUAUCUCUAUUCCCUCUUCUGGGCCCUUCUUCCCCUCACCUCCAUCGGCAGCUACGAGGUGGAACCCUUUGGAACUUCGUGCACCCUCAAUUGGGCCGACCCUUCCAAUGCGGGUCGUCUGUACAUCAUAGCCGCCGUGCUCGUAGUUGUGAUCAUCCCCUGCUUGGUGAUCAUCUGGUGUUACGUCAAGAUCUUUCUGCUGGUGAGGAGGAACCAGAAGAAGAAGAUGAUGCUUGGGAAAAGAUCGGGAGCGAGUCAGCCUUCGCAGCUACAGAUGUCCUUGGUGUCGUGCUUAGUGUGUCUGGGAUUCAUCUUGGCGUGGAUUCCUUACGCCGUUGUCUCUAUCUACUUCGGGCUGGGAGGCCACCCUGCGCCCCCCUACGUGGCCAUUAUCCCUGUCCUGCUGGCCAAGUCUUCCUGCGCCUAUAACCCCAUUAUUUACAUCUUCGUCACGCCCAGAUACAGGUCCGAGAUACUGGACGUAGUGCGGAAUUGUUGUAGUCUUUUGUGCUGCACGGAUCCGAACCCUUCGCAAGACAAAGCAUCAGGAGACGUGAGGCUGCAGGUCGUCGGAGUCGAGGCCAAGGAUUCGGCGGACUUUCAGCAAAGGCACAUCCCCAUGAUCUCCCAAGCCCCGGGAACGCACACGUCCUCCGUCGAAGAAAACUCCGAGACACCUAGCGUUUGUUCCGAAGCCCUCCUCCCCGACGGACAAAAGCCCUCGGAGGCGUCCACCCUGCAGGACCCGCCGCAGGACCUUCCCAAUGGCCAUUCUUCCACCAUAGACCCAAAGGAAGCGAAAAGUCCUGAGAAGGACCUUCCCAAAGAGGAAGCUCAAGACGGGAGAAAGGAUAGGAAUUCUUCGGAUUUGUCUGCCGCGAGAGAGAGCAUCAUGAGCCAAGCCGAAUGCAUGCUGUCGACAACGGCUGUGAGACCGCCUACAAGGGAGGGCCAAGCCACGACUCACUCUGUCUACACAACAGCCAUGUCUGGUCCACGAGUCAAUUCAGUCGAACUCCCGUCAACGAUGAAAUCUGACCUGCUUGCAGCCUCUCUUCCGGCUUCUGAGUCAGCGACCGGUGGGAUCUCGCCCUCCACCGUCGAGUCUCAGGGUACAGCUAUCUCUAACACGCCUUCUGCCCACCUGGAGUCUCCCGUGAUACCCCAGACAGGAUCUCCAUCUGCGCCAACCCAGAACUCUUCCUUAAUCCGGCCAACGCGCCCUACAGUCCUUCCGCUCUAGGGCCCUGUUCCAAAAACGCUUGAAGACUUCCCCUUCUCUACUGUUAAAGCUACUGUUGCCAUUAUCUGUCAGCCUUUGUUGUCAUGCUCUGUGAUGUUGGAAAUUCCCCUUUCCCUUCUCCCUCCCCUUUUCCUCCCCACGAGUACCUAAGCUGUAAUCGAAAUGUGGACUCAAUAAGAUUAAAAACAAUAUAUUUUUUUUCCUUUUUUAUAGUACACUAGUUGUCCAUAUCUGCUUUAUAGGAACGUCCUCUUUCAUAUCAAUGUUAGAAAAAAAUAGUAACUAUAACAAUAAACUGAAAUAUUAAUAGGCAAUACUAUCAAACUGAUAUAUCACUUUAUAGGAACUGUAGACUGGAAAAGUUACACUGAAGAAAUCUUUCUCGCGACUUGACUUGGUUUUGGAUUAAAUGAAGCUUGAGACGUUAAGUUCCCCACUGCGCACAAAACUUGACGAGACAGUGUGAAUCUCCCUCCACCUCAGUACAAAACGAUUCCCAUCUUCUUUCUUCUCAAACUGUGUGGUUUGUUUCCUCGUGUUUUAUCAUUUGUAAAGCUGUUGACGCGGCAGAUACUUUUAAACAAUCAAUCAGUCAAUCCCUGCCAACUGUGUCAUAUCUUAAAGUGAUUGCAAAUGAUACUGCCUACCUAGUAAAUGAUAUUCUCACAAUUCCUGCAAAACUACUGCUUAUCAACAUACGAACUAGUUUAUAUAUCCACCUAAAGAGUGCUUUAUCGUUAAUUUUAUGCCCAUUGGUUAGAAAAUAAAUAUCACCCCCAUUUAGGAGUGGAAAAUGCCCACUUGUAUUGCUCAUGUUUGAAGACCCCUGAUCUAGUGAAUCAAGUAUUACCACAUCAUGUCGUCUUCACCUCAGUCCCGUCACAUCAAGGUAUGUCUUCCUCAGUGUCAAUCAUAAUCAGUCUUCCCUUGACGUCAUGGUAUGAUGUUCUUAAGUCUCACCGUCAUGGUAUGUCCUUCCCUUGUGUCACACCAUACCAUGUUCUGCCCUUGUGUCCUAUCGUGGCAUGGUUUCCCCUUAGACUCUAUAAUGGUAAGCGAGUCAAAUUGUUCUUAAUGAUACUAGGUGCCGAACUGAAAAGUGUGUCCCAUGCACAUUAUAACAUUCCUACGUGUUCUGCGCAUGUUCGCAAAUCGGCUACACAAAGCUCCCAUGACUUAUAAUGUGACUGUGCAAACUUACGGAUACAAUAAUUAUGGUUUUAACCCUCUGACCACUAAGUUGGUAGAGUCUUUCACAAUUAAAAAAGCUUGCCAAGAAUGUUUCUAGUCAAAACAUAUCCUUGCGAAAAUCGUCUAGUGACAGCACAGGCUAGAAAAAGGGAACUUAAGAUGUGCAGAUUGGCACCAUAACACAACUUCAAGCUGGUGUUCACAGAUACAAUAUUACGUAGACAUAACACCAUUAAAGGUCUGACUACUUACACAAAAGGGAAAUCACGAAGAGCAUAGAUUUAUUCUAUAUUCCGAUAUAGUGUUGAAAAUAUUUUGAUAUUUCACCCGCGUCCGGUGUUUUCCUUCCUUUGCAAUAAAAAUCCCAGCAAUUCCCACAAAAUUGCAGCAACUGCCUGUCUUCUUUGCAAUAAUAUGUCCUGGAAGUGAAACUGUGUCAUAUGCUUUGCAACCUUGAAUAUGGCUAUAUAUCACAACUUGGAGAAUGGCUCACUUCAUCUCAGCAAAAUGAGUGUGAUUCUUCCCUAAUCCAAUCAGAGAGACAGAGUGAGUGAGUGCGAGAGAGAGAGAGAGGAGAGAG
Molecule: messenger RNA, 3342 nt
Organism: Penaeus monodon (black tiger shrimp)
Lineage: Eukaryota; Metazoa; Arthropoda; Malacostraca; Decapoda; Penaeidae
Product: opsin-5-like
Exons: 7
Coding region: 30-1571 (513 amino acids)
Biological process (GO): G protein-coupled receptor signaling pathway
Cellular component (GO): membrane
Molecular function (GO): G protein-coupled receptor activity
Source: RefSeq, a predicted model, not a curated record